GGAUGUUCACCGCCCCAGGGCCUAGUGGCCUGCGUUUGGAGAAGGGCCAACAGACAGCCAUCUGCGAACGAGCCCACACCAUCCUCCACUACGACCGCCGACGGAGCGCCGGGAGGCGGCAGUGGAGGAGGAGCGACAGCAGCUACGAGCACGCCUGCGCGCUAGCGAGUAGUGGUUGACUGGGUGGUGGAUUGCUUCCUGCGCUCCUGUCGCAGUUCGGAAUUUGCAGUGCGCCUGCGCGUUGGUGGAGGGAAGGAGGGCGGUGUCCGGCCUUGUGUUUUGAACGUCUCGAUGGGGGUAGCUCACUAUUUGGCAGGAAGGUAAGGAGGCCUCUAUCCUGGCGGUGGAGCUCGCGUACGGAGAGAGGGAUCCAAAUGUGGCAGAGGCGAACAGGAGGCAGCAGUGGUGACGGUGGAGUGGGACAAACGAGACAAGGGGAGCAGCUGUCCCUAUUGCUGCUACAGAGAGUCUGAGUGGCCUAGUGAGACAGAAGGACUGCUGUGGUUGCAGCGCUAACGCUCCUAGGCCGUCCUCCUGGCGUUCCCAGGCGCCCCCCCCCCCAGCAGAGUGAUAUAAUUGAAAGUGCUUCUCCUUUAUUUGAGGAAGAACAAAUUGGUGAUUGGAUGGUGGAUUAAUAAAUAGCUGUUGUAUUACAAGAGUAAGAAGGUAUUUUGGGAGUUGGGAAGAACCGGAUUUUCACCCUAGUCUAGCAGCUUUGCUGCUCACUUAAACACAGAUGAAUGAAGACCCCAUUUGGAAAAUCACCAGGUCAGCGGUCCAGAGCUGAUGCAGGUCAUGCAGGAGUCUCUGCAAGCAUGAUGAAGAAAAGAACUUCCCACAAAAAGCAUAGAAACAAUGUUGGACCAAGCAAACCUGUUUCUCAGCCACGAAGAAACAUUGUAGGCUGCAGAAUACAGCAUGGCUGGAAAGAAGGGAGCGGACCUGUAACACAAUGGAAGGGCACAGUUCUUGAUCAAGUUCCUGUAAAUCCCUCUCUCUAUCUUAUAAAGUAUGAUGGAUUUGAUUGUGUGUAUGGACUAGAACUGCACAAAGAUGAAAGAGUUUCAGCACUCGAAGUCCUUCCAGACAGAGUUGCUUCAUCUCGAAUUAGCGAUGCCCACCUGGCAGACACAAUGAUUGGCAAAGCUGUGGAACAUAUGUUUGAGACAGAGGAUGGCUCAAAAGAUGAAUGGAGGGGAAUGGUCUUGGCUCGAGCUCCUAUUAUGAACACAUGGUUUUAUAUUACCUAUGAGAAAGAUCCUGUCUUGUACAUGUACCAACUCUUAGAUGACUAUAAAGAAGGUGACCUUCGCAUUAUGCCUGAUUCCAAUGAUUCACCUCCUGCAGAACGGGAACCAGGUGAAGUUGUGGACAGCCUGGUAGGCAAACAAGUGGAAUAUGCCAAAGAAGAUGGCUCAAAACGGACUGGCAUGGUCAUUCAUCAAGUUGAAGCCAAACCAUCUGUCUAUUUCAUCAAGUUUGAUGAUGAUUUCCAUAUUUAUGUCUACGAUUUGGUGAAGACAUCCUAGACGUCAUCAUGAACUUCUGCCAAAUUUGUGGAACUAUUAAAUGUAAAAUUUGUAGACACAAAGACUUGACUGUUUUUCAGUUAAAUGAAAGCUUAAAUGUCCCUGCGAACCCACAAUCUCUGCCAGCAAAACUGUUUUGUUCUGAAUAAUACAAAUUUAUGUGAACAUGACACAUUUUGCAUAAGAGAACUCCUUUUCUUGAAGGAAUUUGAUAUAUUUGGGUGGGAGGGAGUUAAAAGCAAAGAACAGCUGCAAAUUCAAGCUGUGUGAAGUCAAUCUAGUAUUGUAAUCUAGAUUUUUUCAUAGAUUUUAACUUUUUCUUCAACCUUGCACUCACCUGUUCAACUGCCACAUGCAAGUGUAGUUUGCUAUUUUUGAUAUGCCUUCUUUUGUAACAUUAAAUUUAAUUUCUUGGCUACUGGCAGUCCUUGUUUUCUGGGUUGGGACAGAGGUGACUCUUUUGAAAGGUUUAAACAGUUUGUGCAGCAGUAAGGAGUGCCUAACCCAAGUAACAUCAAUCUACUGUGUUUCUACACUUUAUUUCAAAUUAAGCUUUUUAAGAACUUGCAGUACGUGGAAAUACUUGUGCAUUUUUACUAGUCACAGGGCAGUAGGAUAUCAAGUGUUUGACUUAUGCACCUUUCAGUGAAAAGGCUUUAAACUAUAAAAAUAUAUUUAAUCUGUAUAACCAGUUAAUUAAAAAAUGCAGGUUAAGGGCCUGUGUUUACAAGUUGUAGGAACCAGUAAAAUACACACAACAAAGCUGCCUUUAAUCCUAAAUGUUGUACUCUGUUUUGUUAUAUACAUUUCUUAGCAGAACCGAAGUGCUUGGUGCCACAAGUUUAACUAUAUAUGCUACUUAAGAAGACUUUAGACUACACAUUGGCAAUCAGUAGUCUCUCAUUUAAUAUCAGAACCUAGCAACCUGGAUGUUUGUGUGUGGACUUAGAAACCUAAUAGUAGUUAAUCUUUUACAUGGUAAAUACAAUCUUAUGGGGGUGGGGGGUCCUUUUACACUGAAGACCUCCUUUAGAGAAGGAGAAGCAUUUGUUGCCUUCUCAGUCUGCUGUAUUCCUUUGCUUUGUUUUGUUUUGUUUGGGGUUUUGCUAUUGUUUUUAACCAUUUUGGUUCAAGAAGGCAUCUUCUCAAUGUAUUCUUUUUCUGGCUUUUCCACGUAAGGAGUGUCCAGACAAAUCUACAGUUUAAACCUGUUGUUGCCUUUUGUGGUGUACUUGCUUUGAGGUAUGCUGUCAACAUGAAUUUCAUUCUAUGAACACUAGAGUUCUGCAUGCCAGUGGUGUACUAUCUAAUGGGAGCUAUAGACAGUCUCAGUGGUUCAGUCAUCUGCAUUAGAUUGUGGAUGUAAAUAGCAGCCCACAACAGCAGAAUCCUUUCACAGUUUUAAUCUUGCAAGAUAGUUGUAAAUCAAGGUUAGGGUAUUUGUUGGUUUUUAAGUGUAGCAACUUUUAAAAGCAUCAGAAUUGUAACAAGGAUCAGCAUAGCAACAAAAUUGUCAUGUUAAAGCAGAGCUCUACAAGCUUCAAAGCACUGCUUCACAGAAAUACAGUAUGUGAAGAAUGUGAAUACAGUCAACGCUAUUGAUGGAAGGAAGGAACACAUAGAUAUCCAACCUUAUGCUGUUAGUGGAAGGAUGCAGGAGAGGUACUGUUAAUCAGAGAUCAGAAGUCUGACCUCUAUUGUGGGUAUUCUUGAUAUCAAAGACUCAGUGGUUUAAGUCCCUUUCUGUCCAUAUUUUUGGCCUGAUUUCAUAUUUUAGCCUUAAGGCUUGUGCCUCAUUAUGCUGUUAGAUGGUAAUACUGUAUAAAUAUGGUAUCUUAAUUCUUUGUCCCUUGCUACUAUAUUGCAUUAUGUCCUGUAUUUCGUCAUGGACAACCAAAGGCGGGCUAUUGUCUUUCAGUUCACAGCUUCUCAAUCCAGUCUUUAAGCACUAAAUACCUGAGUCAGUAAAUUUUUAUUGUGUUUUGAAUGAAGUGAGCAGAUUUGCAACACAGUGCUUUCAUCCUGCAGAUCUGUUAUGUGCUUUCUAUUGACUCUUAAGAGUCCUGCAUGUAAAUCUCAAAGCUGAGCCUGGCUCCAUGAGCCCAAGUUGAUAUUUGUGGCACAAGAAUAAGUGCAUUGAUUACACACAAAAUACAUGAAUAACUUAGUACAAUGAAUUUUGGGCUUUACAUCUAAGGAAUACAAGGUUUGUUUUGAAAUAUUUGAGGUUUAGGUCUACUGGAAUGUUUUUAGCAUUAGGCUUGCAUUUGUGGGUUUUGUGCAAGCCACUCUAAUACACCACAUAUUUUGCUAAUUAGAAUAUAAUCUAUACACUGUCAAAUUUUAUGGUUGUUUUUAGAUGUCCCCGUUGUCUGUUGCAUGGGUUUUUUUCUUUUCAUCUUUUUUAUUAAGGUUUGGGGAGUGGUGGUUUUGGUUUUGUGGUGGUUUUUUUUUUAAUAGCUUAAACCACCUUUUUGAGACUUGAGACUAAUUCCACUCCCUACCAUCUGCUUUGGGCUUUAUUUUAGGCUCAUGUUUCAGAUCUGCAUGCAGUGCUUGCAUUACCCUAGUAACUACAUGUUGGUCCCUUGUUCUAGGGGUUCAACAUUACUUUCCAAAUUUAUCAUAGGUCUUGUGAUGGCACAAGCCAUGGAUCUUUGUAUAAAAGUUAUUUGCCUCUCUCAUUUACCUGCUGUAGUAUUGUUGUAUAUUGUGUGUGUGUGCAUGAUGUCAGGCUGCUAUGUAAAACUUUUAAAAAG
Aquila chrysaetos chrysaetos is the source of this 4288-nucleotide messenger RNA. RefSeq names its product spindlin-Z. Bases 741 to 1529 code for a protein of 262 amino acids. Gene Ontology annotation, biological process: gamete generation. The transcript has 6 exons. The record is from RefSeq and is a predicted model, not a curated record. Lineage: Eukaryota; Metazoa; Chordata; Aves; Accipitriformes; Accipitridae.